ACAAUAGUGUUAGGCUGUAAUGUCAUUCUUUAAGAAUCUUUUCCAGUAAACAUUUGUUACUUUUUCAAAGUAAUUGGGAGCUGUUGAGUGUGGAAGCGAAAACCAAGUUAAGAAGUCCUGUUAUUUGGGUCAUGGUCUACGUGAAACAUCAAAGAAACCUGUAACGGAAAACGACUUGUUUGAAAGAGCCAGUUCUCUAUCCAAAUUUACCAAUCAGAAUCUUGCACUGAAAAAAUAAACCAAUCGUGAAUCUCUACGGCCACUUCCGGAAUUUAGCAACCGAUCACUAACAGGGAUCGUCCACAAUCCAAUCAGAGUGAUUCUGUUCCUAUAUAGAGGGGCAAACCAAUCUUCCUAACUCAUUUACUUUGCAGAUGAACUAUGGCGCGUACUAAGCAGACGGCUCGUAAAUCCACAGGCGGUAAAGCACCGCGCAAACAGCUGGCCACUAAGGCAGCUCGCAAGAGCGCUCCGGCCACGGGCGGCGUGAAGAAGCCCCAUCGCUACCGCCCUGGCACCGUGGCUCUGCGCGAGAUCCGUCGCUACCAGAAGUCUACCGAGCUUCUAAUCCGGAAGCUGCCGUUUCAGCGCCUGGUGCGAGAAAUAGCUCAGGACUUCAAGACCGACCUGCGCUUCCAGAGUUCCGCGGUGAUGGCGCUGCAGGAGGCCUGCGAGGCCUACUUGGUGGGGCUUUUCGAGGACACCAACCUGUGCGCUAUUCAUGCCAAACGCGUGACCAUCAUGCCUAAAGACAUCCAGCUUGCCCGCCGCAUUCGUGGGGAGAGGGCGUGAAUUGUUUUGAGUACAAACCUUAAAUCCAAAGGCUCUUCUCAGAGCCAACCACUUUGUCCGUGAAAAGGGCUGUAAUCCUUUGAGACGCAUUAGACCACUAAACUGCACUGAUCCAAAUAGACAUUUGAAAUAGUGGCAUUCAGUUCCCUCGAUGCUUCAUUUAAAUUUCCAAAUUUAAGCGCUCCCUCAGGUUUUCGCCUAGGGCUGGGCCUCCCUACGCUGUUCUCCAUUGGUUUAGCUGGCUUUGUUUUGCUGUUCAGGCCCUCUGCUGCUUUCUUGUACAUUGUUCUCGUUUUCUAAACUCCUGGCCACUUAAUUGUACCCUGCUUAACCCAUCCUCUUGUUUUCUGGCUCAACGCUCUUUCAUGUGGUGGCCUGCAUUUUAGGUCUUAACUGCAUAGGCUUUCAACGCCUUGGUUUUGCCUUUCCUUGAUGUUUAUUUGACCUUGCCCGAGGGGCCAGCGCUUUUGAUCUGCAUCAGGCUGCCUUACUCCACUAGUGUUUUGAGACCCAGCUACUUGCCGGCGACGGUCGGUGCCUUGGGUGCGGUCAACGUUACUCUCUGUGCGCCUGAUACUGGUCUAAGGCUAAGGUUAUUAGCUGGAACACCUAGACCCGUGGCACUAACACACAGCUCUUGCAGACUUGACAGCCUUGCAUAGGUUCUAAACUGCAGGAGUCAAAGCAACGAAGGUGCAGAUGGGUGUGUCUCAAACCUGAGUGCGAAAGGAAAAUGCAGAAAUCAUGAGCCUUUUCAACUUUCCAGUUGAUAUCUUUUGUUUGCUUUUUUCUUUUCUUAUUUAUUUAUUUAUUUAUUUAUUUAUUUAUUUAUUUAUUUAUUUUGAGACGGAGUUUCGCCCUUGUUGCCCAGGCUGGAGUGCAUUGGCGCGAUCUCGGCUCACCGCAACCUCCGCCUCCCGGGUUCAAGCGAUUCUCCUGCCUCAGCCUUCCGAGUAGCUGGGAUUACAGGCAUGAGCCACCUCGCCCGGCCUUCCGGCUGAUAUCUUAAAAGAACUUUUCAACUUUAGUAAAUACCCUGUCUUAAUCAAAUCUCAUUAAAAGUACCCCAUAUUUAUCAACAAAACAUGAAAAUCCUUGGACGGCUUCAAAGUUCUUACAGAAAAUAUUCUGCCUUUCCUUUCCAUACAAAGGCACAGCUUCGAAACUGGUAGGUGAAGGGAAGGAAAAUAAGGAAUUCUGUUACGAAAUCAUACAGGCUGUUAUUUGGAAAUACAGAAGGGUGUAUGUACUAUAUGGGAUACUGCAUGCUAUUUGGAAGAAUUUUGUUUAUUUAAACAUUUCAGCAAAUUCCUCAGUUUUGAUAUGGGGUGCAGUAUUUUUAACUCAUUGAGAAAUUUCUACUAACUUUUUUGAAUGUGCUCUUUUCCCACUAGUUGCACUAAGGAAAGAGGUUAGUCAUGUGGUAAAAUUAAUAGUGACAAAGCUGUAAAUAGCUCUGCAGGCCAAGGUAGCCAUAGUAAGAAGUCCUGGAGAUUUAUGGAAGAAAUUUUUGUUCAUGGAAGCCUGUCAGACAUGAAGAUGUGGGUCUUGUGAAUUGGAGAUUCAGUGCGUGAGGAAAACAGCCUAACUAUCCAUAAUUAAGGUAACUACUGUCAGAUAUUUGUAACAUAGUGAACAUCCUAUUAUGCUAGAUAGAAGCAUUCUCUAUUUGAAUGUUGUUUCCUGUAUCCUGUACUUUCUUUAAGAUUCUAGCUCAACAAGUUUUAACCUGUAUUUCUCUUACAGCUACUGGAAUUCAGUACGUGAGGACUUGGACUUGGUGGGCACAGAAUGCAUCUUUUUAUAUCAUUAAAUCCACCAGAACAUCUAGCAUGGUCAUUUGCCUAAAACAAAGCCUCUGGAAAUUUAGUCAAGUUGAGAUGUAAAAUAAAAGAUUACUGAACAGAA
Homo sapiens (human) is the source of this 2700-nucleotide messenger RNA. RefSeq names its product H3 clustered histone 6 (gene H3C6). Gene Ontology annotation, cellular component: nucleus; nucleosome; nucleoplasm. NCBI's taxonomy places the organism in Eukaryota, Metazoa, Chordata, Mammalia, Primates, Hominidae. The record is from RefSeq and is marked reviewed. The coding region runs from base 382 to 792 and encodes 136 amino acids. The transcript is spliced from 2 exons. Gene Ontology annotation, molecular function: protein heterodimerization activity; DNA binding; structural constituent of chromatin.